UUACCUAUGAUAUGUGGUAUUGUGGGUUCGCGAUUUGUAUUGGUUUUUGAGCGGCAAUGAUUAUUGUAAAUUGCUGAUUUUUACCGAUUACUUGAUAAAAGACACACAGUGAAUUGUCUUUCACAAAGUAAAUAUGCCGACAUGGAAUCAGAUUCAGUCACAAUUACGAAAUCCGAACAAUCCUGUAGUAUUUUUUGACAUAAGCGUCGGUACGACUGAAAUUGGACGAAUGAUACUUGAAUUGUUUGCAGAUGUUGUACCUAAGACAUGUGAAAAUUUCAGAGAAUUUUGUACGGGGGAGUAUCGAAGAGAUGGUGUGCCUCUUGGUUAUAAGGGAGCAAUAUUCCACCGUGUUAUCAAAGACUUCAUGAUUCAGGGUGGAGAUUUUGUAAAUGGUGAUGGUACUGGAGUGAUGAGUGUCUAUGGCGGAGGAACAUUUGCAGAUGAGAACUUCAACUUGAAGCAUGACGCUCCUGGUUUAUUGUCAAUGGCAAACAGUGGUAAAGAUACAAACGGGUGCCAGUUUUUCAUUACAUGUGCAAAGUGCAACUUCUUGGAUGGGAAACAUGUUGUGUUUGGUAGGGUCGUAGAUGGACUGUUAGUGAUGAGGAAAAUAGAAAACGUUCCUACAGGUCCAAACAACAAACCAAAAAUUCCAGUUGUCAUAUCACAGUGUGGCCAAAUGUAAGAUGCUUUGAUAGCAUUUUUAAACUAAAAAUAAAUGGAAAUUUCUUAUAGACUUAACCAAAACACAAUAAAUUAAUAAAGACUGAUGUUAUCCAGAA
Zootermopsis nevadensis is the source of this 785-nucleotide messenger RNA. RefSeq names its product peptidyl-prolyl cis-trans isomerase H. The record is from RefSeq and is a predicted model, not a curated record. Gene Ontology annotation, cellular component: cytoplasm; intracellular membrane-bounded organelle. Gene Ontology annotation, biological process: protein folding; protein peptidyl-prolyl isomerization. Lineage: Eukaryota; Metazoa; Arthropoda; Insecta; Blattodea; Termopsidae. Gene Ontology annotation, molecular function: cyclosporin A binding; peptidyl-prolyl cis-trans isomerase activity.